This is a messenger RNA of Nasonia vitripennis (jewel wasp), 1799 nucleotides long. It is a transcript of the gene mtTFB2, whose product is annotated as dimethyladenosine transferase 2, mitochondrial. Bases 300 to 1628 code for a protein of 442 amino acids. Gene Ontology annotation, biological process: rRNA methylation; transcription initiation at mitochondrial promoter. Lineage: Eukaryota; Metazoa; Arthropoda; Insecta; Hymenoptera; Pteromalidae. Gene Ontology annotation, molecular function: mitochondrial transcription factor activity; rRNA (adenine-N6,N6-)-dimethyltransferase activity. The record is from RefSeq and is a predicted model, not a curated record. The transcript has 5 exons. Gene Ontology annotation, cellular component: mitochondrial matrix.
UAUGUGUAUGUCGCCCUCUUGUGCAGUAUAUCUAUACCUAUAGGAAUUCUGUUUUAACCUCAAAAUAUUUGUUCAUAUCGGCACAUUUGAUGUAUACUUACACAUUAGUAAAAGAUAGGUAGCACUAUGUGCCGAAGGAAAAAAAGAAAAACUAAAGUUGUAAGCACGUGAAACAGAAAGAAAUUUGUUGAUCAACGAUUAUUAUUUUAUUUUACAAGACUAAACAGAAUGAAACGAAUCAGUUACGAAACAACGAGAGUCAAUGAUUAUAUAUAAAGCUAUAAGAUAAAUCAACUAAAAUGUUAGGUAGAAAAUUUUUACUAUGUUUCAAUCGAACAAGCUAUUUUCAAAGGUCACUGACAACUGCUCGGAAUGUGUAUUUUACAAAUGAUGAUAUAGUUGUCGCAGAAAAAGUGAAACAGCAUAGUAAAACACCUGAAAAUAUUUCAGUAUCCACUGCAGUGCGUGAUUAUUUAAAAGAUGUUGGUUUAGAAUACUUUAUGGAUAGUAUACCAAAGAAGUUAUUGAGAAAACAAUGUAGUUCUACGUCAAAACUGUGUUUGUUUGAUCCCAAGACUGCUAAGGAACUGGCUUUGAUGAUCUCAGAAGAUUUGAUGCAGAAUACUUCUUUUGUUAUAGAAUGUAACCCAGGCUUGGGAUUAUUAACUCAGGAAUUAUUGAAAAUUGGUGUGCCUUCUAUCCAUUUAUACGAAAAAUAUGAAAAGUUCUACAGUCCACAGAGCCCCUUAGGAAAAUUAAUUGCAGAACACAAUAAUCGUCUUGAUUUAAGGAAAUUGAAUUUUUUUGAUGCAUGGAUGAUUUUACUUCUUGAUAAACAUACUGGUGAUGAUAUUAGCGAUACUUACCUUACUGAUAUACCAUAUCAUGAAUGGGAAAAUGAGCCUUGUGCACAAAUAAUAGCAUUUUGCCCAAGCAGAAAUUUUUUAUCUUUAUUAAUCCAUAAUUUUUUUCAACAAACAAAAUUGUAUGAGCACGGGCGAGUUACUUUUUUUUUAAUUCUACCAUCAAAAAUUUGGGAGAGAGUAAAAGUAUGUAACACAGAUGAUAAAAAGUUACAGCGAUAUUACAAUCAGCAGAGUAUUUUUCUACACUUGUUUUUUGAAUUUAAAUGUCUUGGUGAAGUGCCCAGGAAAGCUUUUGCACCUUGGCCAGAAAAGAAGCUAAUAAAUAAUAUCCAUUCAAUUGACAUACCAAUGCAAGUCAUUAAACUAGAGCCCAAAAGUAACACGUUUGAUUUGAUUAGUAAAGACGAUUUGAAAGCAUUUUGGUUUUUUCUCAAAUAUUGUAUGAGGUCAAAAAAAAUUAAAAUUAUAAGCGAAAUGGAAAAUUGGAUCCCUGGUUGUGGCCCCAAGUUGAUUGCAUUAGACUUGGACAUUUGUACGAAAUUUAAGGAUUUGUCCCCUACCCAGCUUUUUGAACUAUACAAAUGUUUUCGUACUUGGCCAGAGUAUGACGAGAAUUAUUUUAUACCGAGUACAGGAUAUGUUGAUGACAUAAAAAAGGAUGAUGACGAGAAAAUCGAAUUAGAGGAACCAGAGCCAGAAAAUGUGAUUAAGGAUAACAUUCAAGACAACAGUAGUACUAUGAGGUAUUCGUCAGUCGUGUGAGAUAGGAAAAAAGAACUACAUUUCUAUAUACUUUUAUUAUGUAAGCAAUUUUUGUAAAAUAAUUACUAAGGAUUUUACCAGUAAAAUGUAAAUUUUGUAAUUAACUAGAAAAUAACUGAGACGUUUUUAUAAAUUAUAAUAAAAAAACUUGACAUUUGGAUAAGAAGUCAA